AUGGAGCCUAAGGGCAGAGAAUUCAGACCUUCCCCACGCUGGAAACCCAAAAGAAAAUGGCCUGACCACUGUGGUGCUGACCCCUGCAUACCAGGGCUUCCAAUUUCCAAGCCUGAUGUAAUCUCUCAGUUAGAGUGUGGGGAGGAGCUGGAGAGAGAAGUCUCAAAAGCAACUAGUCCAGACUGGGAUACAGGACUGGAAUGCAAGGAGCUAACUCCAGAGCAGGACAUUUCUGAAGAAGAAUCAGCCCCUGUUAACACCGGGGUGUUAAUAGAGAGAUUUCCAAAGGAAAGUUCCAGUGAAUGUGAGGAUUCUUUAGAGAGUCAGCAGGAAAACCAUGAGAAACAUUUAAUACAAGAGGUUGUCCCUCAGAAGAAACCUUCUGGGGAGAGAAGUUACCAGCGUGAUGGAUUUGGAAGAAAUUUUAGUCGGAGGACAUUACUUGUUCAGCAGCAAGGAGAGCGACGACACAAUUGUGAUUCAUUUAAAAAGAACUUGAAACAAAAUUCAGAUCUAAUGAAACAUGAGAAAAUUUGUGCAGAAAAGAAGCCUUGGAAGUGUAAUGAGUGUGAAAAGGCCUUUAGUUACUACUCAGCUUUUGUCUUACAUCAGAGAAUUCACACAGGAGAAAAACCCUACGAAUGUAAUGAAUGUGGUAAAGCCUUUAGUCAGAGCAUACACCUUACUCUACACCAGAGAAUUCAUACGGGAGAGAAACCUUACAAAUGUCACGAAUGUGGAAAAGCCUUCAGUCACCGCUCAGCCCUUAUUCGGCAUCAUAUAAUCCAUACUGGGGAGAAACCCUAUGAAUGCAAUGCAUGUGGGAAGGCCUUUAAUCAGAGUUCAUACCUCACUCAACAUCAGCGAAUUCAUACUGGAGAGAAACCUUAUGAGUGUAAUGAAUGUGGGAAGGCCUUUAGCCAAAGCACAUUCCUUACCCAGCAUCAGGUCAUUCACACUGGAGAAAAACCCUAUAAGUGUAAUGAAUGUAGGAAAGCUUUUAGUGAUCGUUCAGGCCUUAUUCAGCACCAGAGAACUCAUACUGGGGAGAGGCCUUAUGAGUGUAAUGAAUGUGGGAAAGCCUUUGGCUACUGUUCAGCCCUGACUCAACACCAGAGAACUCACACUGGGGAGAAACCCUACAAAUGCAAUGAUUGUGCCAAAGCCUUCAGUGACCGCUCAGCCCUUAUUCGUCAUCAGAGAACACACACAGGAGAGAAACCUUACAAGUGUAAGGAUUGUGGAAAAGCUUUCAGCCAGAGCUCAUCUCUUACAAAGCAUCAGAAAACUCACACUGGAGAAAAACCUUAUAAGUGUAAGGAAUGUGGAAAAGCUUUCAGCCAGAGUUCAUCCCUUUCUCAACAUCAGAAAACUCAUUCUGGAGGGAAAACCAAGGAAUAUGGAAAAGCCUUUAGUGAGCAUUCAGCCUUUGGCCAGCAAAAGAGAAUUCAUACUGGAUAAAGGUCCUGUACAUGUGGUAUGUUCAGAACAUAUUUAUUGAACAAUUACUAUACAUGCUGUGAGGACUACAAAGAAAUUUAAGACUGUGUUACAAAAAAAGAUGGAAUUGAGAAGUCAUUGUUGAUAUGAGACAUAGCUUAUUUAGAGUGUGAAAGAAGGGUUUUACAUUUUUUAAAGUAACAGAGGAUGUUGUGUAUUUCCCUGGGGAGAGAGGAAAAUUAUUUCCAACACCCUAAUGUGUAUGUAAGCUACCAAAUCCUUGCGAGGGAAAUAGGUUGUGCCAUGAUGGAAAGAGGCCAUCUUGGCUGGGGUAGGUGGUCUCAUAAUGCUAAGGAGAUGAAGUUUUGAAGGGAUAAAUGGUCCUUUUAGGCAAAUUGCAAGGGUGGAAAUAAGAGGUUGGCAGUUCACAAUGAACCUGUACAGGGUUGAGAGUGGUGGUGGAAGGGACAUUGUCCUUAGUCUUAAAUACCAGAGCACUUAGGAGGUGGAUAGAAAGAUAACUACUCAAAUGAGUACCAAGAACCAGGAAAAAUAUCAGUCAGGCUUGUUAGUUGGUCACAAAGUUUCCAUCUUGAAGUCAAGGAAUAUUGGCCUGGCAAGUCCACUUCUGCACUUUUGGUCUUUUAGACCAUGUUCAUUGAGAAGUUACCUACUAAGAAUCACAUUAACUCCAAGGGUCAAGACUGACAACCUAGAAAGGGAGAUUACAGAAGGGACCUCUGAUGCUUUCAAUCUGUUUUAAGCUGAGUUACCUGAGAAUGUGCAUAUUUAUAAAAAUUUGCCUCAGUUGUAUGUAGUUUGUACCCUAGGCUUUUUCAUACCAUCGUUUAAUUUACCUGUAGACCUGAACUGACACUGCAUAUU
Molecule: messenger RNA, 2325 nt
Organism: Mesoplodon densirostris (Blainville's beaked whale)
Lineage: Eukaryota; Metazoa; Chordata; Mammalia; Artiodactyla; Ziphiidae
Gene: ZNF892
Product: zinc finger protein 892
Exons: 4
Coding region: 1-1461 (486 amino acids)
Biological process (GO): regulation of transcription by RNA polymerase II
Cellular component (GO): nucleus
Molecular function (GO): DNA-binding transcription activator activity, RNA polymerase II-specific; RNA polymerase II cis-regulatory region sequence-specific DNA binding
Source: RefSeq, a predicted model, not a curated record